Molecule: messenger RNA, 1313 nt
Organism: Striga asiatica
Lineage: Eukaryota; Viridiplantae; Streptophyta; Magnoliopsida; Lamiales; Orobanchaceae
Source: the annotation of a GenBank genome assembly
UAUAAAUAUAUGCAUGACACACACGAAAACAAUUCCUCUUUGUAUUUUUUCUCUCUAGGGUUUUUAGGGCUUUCCGGCAAGAGGAAAAAAGAAGAUGGAUAGAUAUCAGAAGGUGGAGAAGCCAAAGCCUGAAUCUCCUGUUAAUCAGAAUGAGAUCCGCAUUACUUCCCAGGGCUUGGUUCGUAACUACAUCAGUUACGCUACCACCCUUCUUCAGGAACGAGAAGUAACAGAGAUUGUCUUAAAAGCAAUGGGUCAGGCUAUAAGCAAGACUGUGGCUGUUGCAGAAAUCAUAAAGAGAAGGAUUCCUCGGCUUCAUCAGGACUCUACCAUCAGUUCAGUGAGCAUAACAGAUACUUUUGAACCCAUUGAGGAAGGCCUUGAGAUUGUGGAGCAGACCCGACAUGUUUCGAUGAUUUCGAUUACCCUGUCUACAAAAGAUCUGAACAAAAAUUCCCCCGGUGGCAACCUUUAUGCUUGGCCGUUGAUUGAUAUCAAGCUCCAUCAAAUACUGAUCAAACUAGACAGCAAUACAAUCAUCCGCCACAACAACGUCAGCCUCCUAGACAAGCACGUGGAGGUUACAACUCUGGUUAUGGAGAUUCAUAUGGACGGGGAAGGGGACGUGGUAGAGAAAGGGGCCGAGGCUGGAACAGAGGUGGAUAUUCUAACUACCAAGAGAAUGGUGGGUGGUAUCAAGGUGGGUAUUCUGGUGGUAAUGGUGGGUAUCAUGGUGGCUACUCGGGAGGAAAUAGGGGUGGCUAUUCACGUGGAAAUGGCGGUGGCUACUCGGGAGGAAAUAGGGGUGGCUAUUCACGUGGAAAUGGCGGUGGCUACUCGGGAGGAAAUGAUGGGUAUCAGGGUUCCUACUCAGGUGGAUACCCUAACUGGGGACGAGGUGGUGGGCGUGGGGGUUGGGGCUAUCGAGGUGAUGGAUAUGGAAGGGGCCGAGGUGGAGGCGGCAGAGGGUUUGUGCGGGGCCGUGGAAGGAUGGGGGGCCGUGGUGGUGGUGGUCUGAGGGGUGGAGGAAAUCAAGCAUAGUUGGUCUUUUGUUUUGUUUGCUAUGGGUUUAAUAGGUUUUUGCCUUGGCAUUUUGUUCACUUGUAACUAUGUUGAAAAGUUGGUUUGCAAUUAAAAGAAAUUCUGCCUUUUUUGUGGGGGUCACUGGUUUGUUCCUAGCGUAUGCGGGGCAAUCUAUGGUUUUAGAGUAUGUUUUACUGUGAUGAAUCAAGAGCAAGCGUUAUAAUUCUUUUAUCUCUGGUUAAUUCGUUUUAGUCACUAUUCAACAUUUUUCACAGAUCUGUUUUCAUCCU